CUUCUCCAAACUUUCUUCAGUUCUCAUCUUCUCUCCAACCAAAAAAAAAAAAUCAAUGGGAAGCGGAAGAUACAUGGACGACCCCUUCAUCAGAAACCCUAAACAAUCCUCCUCCUCCUCCUCGUCUCCUAUCUCCCUAUCCAAUCCUUUCGACACCGAAUCAACCUCCCGCUCCGCAAGCUUCGAAAGCGAGACCAUCAGCGAAGACGCCGCCGAUUUCGGACCUGAGAAACUCGCCGGAACCGUCGAGUUCUACGAGAGACAUGUCUUCCUCUGCUACAAAAAGCCCUCCUUUUGGCCGGCCAGGAUCGAGGCCUCCGAGUUCGAUCGGUUGCCCAGGCUUCUCUCUUCCGUCGUGUCUGCCAGGAAGUGCAAUAUGAAGAAAGAGACUCUACUCACAAUAUGUGAGGGACAUGAUGGAACCGAGACUUCGAAUGGGGAUGUUCUGAUUUUUCCUGAUAUGAUCAGAUACAGAAGGUUGACUCAUUUUGAUGUGGACACAUUUGUUGAAGAGGUGCUUGUGAAGGAUGUUGUGUGGCUGCCUGGGAACCCUGAGCCUCUAAGUGGUUCUUACGUCUUUGUGUGUUGUCAUGGAUCCCGAGACCGGCGUUGUGGUGUCUGUGGACCUUCUCUGGUUACUAGAUUCAGAGAAGAAAUUGAAAUUUGUGGUCUUCAAGGUCGAGUUUCGGUCAGCCCUUGUUCUCAUAUUGGUGGUCACAAGUACACUGGAGAUGUUAUCAUCUAUGGGUCUAACAUUAACCAGAGAGUAGCAGGAAACUGGUAUGGGUUUGUGACUCUAGAAGAUGUACCUCAACUGCUGGAGCAACAUAUUUACAGAGGCGAAAUCCUAGACCGCCUUUGGAGGGGUGAAAUGGGUCUGUUAGAAGAAGAACAGAAGAAAACUCAAGAACAAAGGUUCCAACAACGAAAUGUUGAAAAGAUCACCGACCGGGAGGUGUCUCAAGAAUCAGAUAACUAUGUCCAACAAAAUGGGAAUUCAUCUUGGUGUAUGGAGGAGGAGAAUCACACUGAGAGUAUGACCUCGGAAAAAGAAAUAUCUGUAAAAAGUGCAUCUUCUAGGGUAAGUAACAGCAAGAAUGGAUCUUCUUGUGGAUUCAAGAUUUGUGCUGCAAUGUCAAUGUGGUUGGAGAAUUGGGAGAAAGAAGACACAUAUGCUGCUUUGUCUGUUGUUUGUGCUGUUGCAUCUGUGGCUAUUGCGUAUAGCAGCUACAAGCAAUUGAAAUAAAACCCAUCUGUUAUAUAUAUAUCUUUGGAAUGGUUAUUAUUAUCUCAGCCAUUUAGAAUGAUC
Molecule: messenger RNA, 1309 nt
Organism: Raphanus sativus (radish)
Lineage: Eukaryota; Viridiplantae; Streptophyta; Magnoliopsida; Brassicales; Brassicaceae
Product: altered inheritance of mitochondria protein 32
Exons: 5
Coding region: 56-1246 (396 amino acids)
Source: RefSeq, a predicted model, not a curated record